AAGAGAGAGAGCGCAGGGGGAGGAAGACGACGAGGAGGAGGAGGAGUAGAAGCGUGAAGAUAUAACAAGAGCGUCUGUCGAUGUGCGCCUCAUUUCUCAAAAGAAAUGCAAAGUGGCGCUUGGCUGCCAUUCAUUUAGUACUCGCCGGCGCUGAAACCCCGAAUAUUCCCCAACUUUGGGACUUCUUUUUUUUUUUUGUUUUUAUAUUUUAUUUUUGUAUGUAAAUAUAUAUAGAUAGAUAUAUAUUUUUUCAGAACUGACAGUUUUGCCCAGUGCGCGCGCACCCGUGGGAUUCGGAUCGACACGAGUGGAGUUGUCCAAUGCAAAACUACCUGUAUGAGAAAGCCAUGGCACAAGAGACAAGGAACGGGGGAAGCUCCACGUUAAACAACAACAACAACGGUGCCGACAACAGCAAGAGGAAGCUUCUGGUUGCGCUGGACAUCUUCUGUCUUCUACUUGCAAUGCUGCCCAGCCUUGUUCUGCACCGUACCUCAAUUCGGCCCUACCAGAGGGGGUUUCACUGCGGUGACUCCAGCCUGACGUACCCCUACAAGAACAGCACCGUGCCCUCCUCGGUGCUCACUUCUGUUGGGUUGACACUGCCCGUGGUGUCUAUUGUGAUCGGCGAAUCCUACAGGGUUCACCAGCUCCACGAAGGGACUAAGUCCUUCGUGGGAAACCCUUACGUGGCGGCCUUCUACAAACAGAUAGGCGUGUUUAUCUUCGGUUGCGCCAUCAGCCAGUCGUUCACGGACAUCGCCAAGGUGUCGGUGGGCCGCAUGAGGCCGCACUUCCUGGACGUGUGCAAGCCGGACUUCACCGCCAUCAACUGCUCGCUGGGCUACAUCACCGAGUACGCCUGCAGCGGCAAGGAGAGUGACGUGCAAGAAGCGAGGAAGUCUUUCUUCUCUGGACAUGCUUCGUUCUCCAUGUUCACCAUGCUCUACCUGGCAUUCUAUCUCCAGUCUCGGUUCACGUGGAGCGGCGCCCGCCUCCUGCGCCCACUGCUGCAGUUCACCCUGCUGAUGAUGGCGUUCUACACCGGGCUGUCGCGCGUCUCCGACCACAAGCACCACCCCACCGACGUGCUGGCGGGCUUCGUGCAGGGAGCCCUGGUGGCCUACUUCAUCGUGUACUACGUGUCUGACCUGUUCAAGCCCAGGCUGAAGGCGGCGCCGUCUCCUCCGUCACCCAUCAAGAAGGAGCUACUGCCCUCGUCCGACAUCAUUGAGAGGAACAACCACCACAACAUGGUGUGAGGAAGACCGCCGCGCCUCCUCUUCCUUGUCCUCCCGCGACCAAUCACGUCGCCGCUCACCUCCCAUCGGACAGUAGAAUGUAGCUAAAAGGGCAAUUUCAACAACCGCAACUCCAACCUCUGUCAUUCUGUGAGGAACCCCACUCCGGGCGGUUGUUCGGCAAGCGUGGGGAGUAAACGACCAGAUCCGAGAAAAUCAAAAUUGGAAGACGACAGGCGGAGCUUGAAAGAGGUAAUAAAAUGACAAAAUAAUGAAACCGAAGAGAUCAAAACAAACUUCCUGCAAAAGGGAGAGAAGUAAUUCUAGCGAUGUUUACUCUCUGGAGUCUCUGUGGCCUUGGAGUGGCAGCAACAACUUCCUGAGAGACGGGAAGGAUGAAAAAUGUAAUUUAAAGCACUGUUUGUCCUUUAUUAUUUUUUUGGUAAAAAAAAUUCAAUGACCGUGAUCACCACUUGCUGCCUGGCGCGUCAAAGCGGAAACCCAACGACGCCGUUUUUGAAUGUCACACCGGCCUCGCUCGUCGGGCUUUCUACUGAGCGCGCUCAGUGCAGCCUAAAACUCGGGAUGUUGCAUUUAUU
This is a messenger RNA of Hippocampus zosterae (dwarf seahorse), 1840 nucleotides long. RefSeq names its product phospholipid phosphatase 3 (gene plpp3). The transcript is spliced from 7 exons. Gene Ontology annotation, molecular function: phosphatidate phosphatase activity. NCBI's taxonomy places the organism in Eukaryota, Metazoa, Chordata, Actinopteri, Syngnathiformes, Syngnathidae. The record is from RefSeq and is a predicted model, not a curated record. Gene Ontology annotation, biological process: phospholipid dephosphorylation; phospholipid metabolic process; canonical Wnt signaling pathway. Bases 321 to 1262 code for a protein of 313 amino acids.